Molecule: messenger RNA, 2892 nt
Organism: Triticum dicoccoides
Lineage: Eukaryota; Viridiplantae; Streptophyta; Magnoliopsida; Poales; Poaceae
Product: disease resistance protein RGA5-like
Exons: 3
Coding region: 71-2869 (932 amino acids)
Biological process (GO): defense response to other organism
Molecular function (GO): ADP binding
Source: RefSeq, a predicted model, not a curated record
UGGUAGCACCUGUUAACUGUCAGUGCAAUCAGCCUCCACGCACAGUUGACUGGCCAAGCUCUGAGCUAGCAUGGCCAUGGAGGCUGCACUCGUCAGCGUGGCCACGGGGGUCCUCAAACCAGUCAUACGGAAGCUGAUCGUUCUGCUCGGCAACGAGUACAAGCGUUUCAAGACAAUUCGCAAGGAGAUCAAGUCUCUCACUAAUGAGCUUGCCGCCAUGGAGGCUUUUCUCCUCAAGACGUCUGAGGAUGAGGAUCCUGAUGUGCAGGAUAAAGUUUGGAUGAAUGAGGUGCGAGAGUUGUCCUAUGACCUGGAGGAUGCCAUCGAUGACUUCAUGCAAAGCAUCGGUGACAAAGAUGAAAAGCCAGAUGGCUUCAUCGGGAAGGUCAAGAACUCCCUAGGGAAGCUAGGGAAGAUGAAGGCUCGUCGUCGGAUAGGUAAAGAGAUUCAGGAUCUGAAGAAACAGAUCAUUGAGGUGGGUGAUAGGAAUGCAAGAUACAGGACUGGUGUAGCUAUCUCCAACAAUAAGAAUGCAACCGUUGACCCAAGAGCUCUUGCUAUAUUUGAGCAUGCAUCGAAGCUUGUUGGAAUCGAUGAACCCAAGGCUGAGCUGAUCAAAUUGUUGACCGAAGAUGAUGGGUUUGUGUCAACACAACAACAACCAAAGAUAGUCUCCAUCGUUGGAUCCGGAGGAAUGGGCAAAACAACUCUUGCAAACCAAGUGUAUCAAGAGAUCAAAGGGCACUUCGAGUGCUGGGCCUUCUUUUCUGUGUCGCGGACCGCAAACAUGAUGAGUAUCAUGAGGACUAUUCUUAGUGAAGUUAGCGGUCAGGAUUAUUCUAACACGGAAGCAGGGAGUCUACAAACACUCAUUAGCAAGAUCAAUGACUUCCUAGUAGAUAAAAGGUACUUUGUUGUUGUUGAUGAUAUAUGGGACGUGGAUACCUGGGAUAUUAUUAAGUGUGCAUUCCCUGCUACAAGUUCUACCAGUAGAAUAAUCACGACUACUCGUUUAAACAAUGUCGCUCAUUCAUGUUGUUCAUCAUUCAUUGGUUGUAUUUACAAUAUAAGGGCUCUUGAUAUGGUCCACUCGAGACAUUUAUUUCAUGGAAGGUUAUUCAAGUCUGAUGAAGAUUGCCCUUCAUACCUUCAAGAAAUUUCUGAGCAGAUACUGGAAAAAUGCCUUGGGUUACCUUUGGCAAUCAUUGCUAUAUCUGGUUUGUUGGCUAACAGAGAAAAAACAGAAGAUCUAUGGAAUCAAGUUAAAGAUUCAAUUGGUCGUGCACUUGAAAGAAAUCCUAAUGUCGAAGGAAUGAGGAAGAUAUUGUCACUUAGUUACUUUGAUCUGCCUCUUCAUCUAAAAACAUGUCUCUUAUAUCUCAGCGUAUAUCUAGAAGAUUCUACUAUUAAGAAGAAGGGCCUGAUAAGAAGAUGGAUUGCUGAAGGAUUCAUUCAUAGCGAGCGUAGAUACACGACAUAUGAGUUAGGAGAAAAGUUUUUUAACGAACUACUCAAUAGGGGUUUGAUCCAACCUAGAAAGACAAAUGAAUAUGGCAUAGUGAAGAGUUAUCGAGUUCAUGACACAAUUCUUGAUUUCAUCAUAUCUAAGUCUAUAGAAGAGAACUUUGUUACUUUACUUGGUGUUCCCAUUUUGACAAUUGGGAAACAAAUGAAAGUUGUUCGUCGACUCUGUCUACAAGGUGUAAAGGAAGAAAAUUCAAUAGUAGUAACAACAGGUCUCGUGUUGUCCCAUGUCCGAUCACUUAUUGUGGGUAGAGGUCUGUUGGAAAUCCCUUCUUUGGAAGAGUUCAGACAUCUGCGUGUUCUCGACUUGAGCUACCAACCUUUGGAAGAUCAUCAUCUUGAAAGUAUAGUGAGGUUGUUCCAGCUGAGGUAUCUGAAUCUCAAAGGUACAGAAAUAAGCAAGUUCCCAGAACAAAUCGGGCGUUUAGGGUGCUUGGAGAUUCUGAACCUAAGACGUACUUAUGUAUUGGAAUUACCUGCAUCUAUUGUUAAUCUCAGAAAAUUGAUGCAUCUACAUGUUAAUGAAUUUGUUAAAUUUCCUGAUGGGAUUGCAAAGAUGCAAGCACUAGAGACCUUAGAAGAUGUGAGGGUCUCCAUUCAGCCAUUUGACUUCCUGUGUGGCCUUGGCCAACUAAAGAAUUUGAGGAAUCUGCGGCUUAUCAUUGAUUUGAAAGUUGAUUCUGACACUGAGGAUACAAAUAUGGUUGGGGAGGAGCACAACAAAGCUAUUGUCUCCUCCCUGUGUAAGCUAGGCACCCAGAAUCUCCGCUCCCUAAGUUGGGUCAUCUAUUUUGGAACGGAGGGAGUACAUGAGGAAUCUUUGUGCCUGUCUACCCUCAAGGACCUUACUAUCUAUUCUUGGGCCUUCCCACAGGUGCCGACAUGGGUGAGCUCCCUCAGAAACCUCCAACGGCUAUGCCAUGUUGUGAAGGGGCUCAAGCAGGGCGACCUCUGCACCCUUGGGGAUUUACCCAGUCUGCUCGUUCUGUAUCUAGUGGAAGAAACAGAGUCAAAUGGAAAGCUCAGAAUCAGUGGUGAAGUUGGGUUCCGAUUCUUGAAGAUUUUUAUUUAUCGUGGAUGUUCUAAACCAGUAGAUAUGAUGAUUGGGACAGGGUCCAUGCCAAAGCUUGAAAAACUAGAGCUUCAUGAGUUUCGCAUGGUUGAAGAUAACUCUUUGGGCUUUGGAAUUGAGAACCUCCCUUGCCUCACUAGUGUCAAAUGCAUUGGUGUUGAUGGUGACGAUGGCAUUGUUGAAGCCGUGAAAACUGCCAUGGAGAGGGCAGCCAGCGCACAUCCCAACCACCCUAGUCUAUGCUUUCGGAGAGAUGGGCAAUACUUUGAAUGAAUAAUAUAAACAAGCCAAUUACC